Molecule: messenger RNA, 5127 nt
Organism: Porites lobata
Lineage: Eukaryota; Metazoa; Cnidaria; Anthozoa; Scleractinia; Poritidae
Source: the annotation of a GenBank genome assembly
AUGGGUCGUCUUCACGCGCCAGGGUAAGCUAAAACCGAGUGAUAACAAAAGAGGAAUAGUUGCAGCAAAACUACGACUUAUUAAAAACCAUAUUGUGGCAACUGUAGAGGCGUUCGGUUUCCUUGAAUGUUUUGCAAGAAGUGUUGUUAAACUCGUGGUUUUGCGAUCUAAUUUAGUGAUUAAUUUUCCUGUUUCUGCUAAAGGAAAGGUAUAUCUGGUUCAGCAUUGCCAUACCGCAGAAGUGUUCCAACGGUAAGAAAUUUAAAUUUCGCGGAUUAAUUUAAGCUUUGAAGGUAUCAAACAUUCACAUUAUUAGCAUUGAUACCAUUUAAAAAUAAUGUGAAUGUUACGUUCGUGUGUUAUUUGUCGGAUUGGUUCGUAUUUUGGCCCUGACGAGAGUUUAUCUUAGCCCCAAAACCACAUAUUUCUCCUCAUCAUUUCUAAUGGACCUGUUUCUCCAUAGUAUUUUUAACCUUACCACAUUUUCAAGUUAGGCGCAGUUCAGACGUCGUAUUUUUCAUGUGCCGUACCUAAUCCCUUCAAUUAAGUACAUGAAGAAACCGAUGUUUGAAUCAAUUUAGUCCAACAUGUCUAAUUUGGGUCGAUCCAUCCAUGAAUGAAGAUCGAGUGGCACACAUGGGAAUUUCGACUGUGGAGCAACUUCGUUUCAAACAUCGGACUUCUCAUAUGCCGAACCUAAUGCACAAAUUACUGCAACUUAUUUUCUGUUGUAAGCAUGUUAGACCAUUAAACAUUGUCAUAAUGAAUUAGAAAUCAACCAUUGAACUUGCAUCAUUUGGGUCAACCUAAAGAGGUAUUAAGUUCAGUACAUGAAAAGAUCAAUGGUUGAAUUGGGCCUGUAUUUGGCUUGGGAUAUUGUACACUUUGGGAGCAACUACAGAAUACAGGGCCAUGUUUUUAAGGUCUUAAACAGAAGUGGCUCGGUGGCUCGCUAGUCACGACAAGUGUUUAAAGAACGAGAAAGAUAUAAGACAUAUAAGUAUAAGACAGACAUAGAAGGCAUGUACUUUAGUAUGUAUUAUAGCAGAUUAUAGGUAUAUAUUUUAGUGGCUCGGCGGCUCGGUGGCUCUUCAGUCGAGGUUAUAUAGUUUAGUGGCUCGACAGCUCAGUGGCUCGUUAGUUGGGAGUACCGAGCCACCCCAACGAAUAUACCUGGAAAAUUUGCCCUGUAUUCUGUACUUAAGCCACACUUUGGUUAGCAUGUACAGCAUCCCUGACAGAGCGUGCAUAAUGCUGGUGGUAUUAUGAUCUAUGACAUCAUUGUUUUCAAAAACCUCCAUUUUUAUCUGUCCACACAUAAAGGAUAAGCAGGCAUUUUCAAAAAUCUCCACUCUGGGGACUGUGUUUGAAAAACCUACGUUUUUAGUGCCCGAAAAGGUUGUUUACAAGGGAAUGGAAGGCUGAAGCAGGGCGAAAUAAUUUGUCUUAAAAAAUAUCCAGAAAUGUGUGGACAAGGCCUUAAAAUCUCACAUUGUCUUAUUGUUACUUUGUGCUGUUUGUGUACUAGUGGUUGAAGUUGACAUCAGAUGAUGUUAAGGAACAAAUAUACAAGCUAGCCAAAAAAGGCUUGACACCUUCUCAAAUAGGUUAGUAUAGAGCUGGGUUUGAAGGAAGCACCUGGAAAUUUGCCAAAUGCAAGUGUAAAUCUCUCUGGGAAAACUGUAAUCUUUUAUCAUAAGAGCACAUUACCUGAGUGACUUGCCUGAUGGCCAGGGUUUUGGAAAUGGUGAAUAAAGCAGACUUCUAGGGCCCAAUACAACAGCUGGUAAAUGGACAAUGUCCAGCCAAAAUGUUGAUUUGACUGGCUAAAAAAUUUACUCAUCUGUCAUGUUGACCACUCAAAGCUCACAGUAGUCAGCAACUUAAAUCUUAACAAAACAAUUUUUGACCCCGCUAGAUGUGGUAGAUGCUAUGUAGGAAACUUUACUCUGGGUCCUGGUUGGGCAGAUGUUACUUUGGCAGUCAACACAGUCAUCUUGUUAAGAACCAUCUUUGAGCUUCCAUUAAUAUUUAGCAAAUCAAGAUGACUAUCCUUUCAUUGAGCGACUUUUUGAAGGGUGUAGCUAUGACUAGAACAAGUAAAUGAUAGUUUGGAGAUUACGGGCUGUUAUUGGUGCGGCACAUCAGAGGAAAACCCUCUGAGGAAAAUGAAAUCCUCGUUCCUUGCUCAGUAUUUUUUAAAAAUAUUUUUGCUCAAAUAGGUGUGAUUUUGCGUGACUCGCAUGGUGUUGCGCAAGUGCGCUACAUUACAGGAAACAAGAUCCUCAGAAUCCUUAAGGCAAAAGGUAAUUUUUACAGAGUGUCCUGGAUACUUUUUUCUGUCUCCUCGUUCUGGUGAUGAAAUUAUGAAAACUGAUUGUGCAACACUUUAUUUUUUUAUCAGGGCUUGCGGGAAGCCUUCCUGAAGAUCUUUACUUCCUGAUCAAAAAAGCAGUUGCUGUUCGUAAACAUCUUGAAAAGCAUAGGAAGGUGUGUGUUAUAAUUAAUUUUGACAUUAACCCAUUCGCCCCCGAACUGCCCGUGCAGAUCCACUGCCAUACGAUGAAAAGCUUGUUCCACUAGGCCACAAAGAUUGAAGUGCACAACCUGCAAACAACAUUUUGGUUUAAUAGCCGGACAGUGACCAGAAAACAGUUUGACUAGCUUCAAAACAUGUUUUUUUGGAAAAGUUCUUAGGGGCAAGCGAGUUAAUGGACUUAGAUGAGAAUCUUUUUAACUUGUGACGCAGGGCUGUCAUUAAGAGCCGGGGGCCGGGGACUUCCCCUGGCUACUAUGAGUGUGGCUCCCGGCUACUUUUAUUGCAAAAUAGAAGAAAAUUAGAACCAAAAGAAACCCCCAAGUGUUCAAUUCCCCGCCUACUUGUUGUAUUUACCCGGCAACUCGAAAUCUUAGCGACAACCCUGUAUGACGUUGUUUCUUAUGAAGCAUGUUCAAAAAUUAUUGAAACUAUAUGUAUUUGCUGUUUAGGACAAGGAUUCCAAGUUCAGGCUUAUUCUCAUUGAAAGCAGGAUUCAUCGUUUGGCGCGUUACUACAAGACCAAGAGAGUUUUGCCUCCAAACUGGAAAUAGUAAGAACUACUCCUUGUUAUGGUGUAACAUAAGUUUCAGAAGAAUGCAAUCCUGGAGUGUCAAAAACGCCUCUGAUUUUACUGAAAUUCUCCAAAAUCCCAGAGAAAUAGAAAAUGAACAGUUUGUUACAAAUUGUCUAAGUCAAUAAAACUGUAACUUCUCACACAUUGAAAUGUGAUUGUAAUACAGUUGGUGAUCAGGACACCUAAGCAAACCACAAAUUAAUAACUGUUACCAUUACUGUGCAGUUAUCUCGUGUGAUUGGCCUCUCCUAAAAUAACUUUCCAGUACUCAUAUUCUUAGGUUCGUAGUAAAGUUUCUUAAAUUGGGUGCUGGAAUAUAUCUGUCCAAGUAUACUGUCUGGUUACUGAUGAAGAAAAAUCUUGCAAUGUAAAGCUUGAAAAAAAACUUCACUCCAGUUUUUUUCUUUGGACAAGCAGCUCUUUAAACAUGUUUCGUUUAAAAAUAAUUCUGUUGAAAGCCAAAAUUGCCUGAGCUCUUGCCUUUCUGGUGAGCAAGGGUGAAAGCUUCUGGUCCAGCUAGAAAUUCUACUUGUCCAAGAUGACAGAACAGGAUUAUUUUUAGCCCUGCAAAGUACAGGUUGUAGAUGUGUUGUUGUUAAGUGUGGGAAAAAUCUGUCCAAGUGCUUAAGGCUAGAAAAGUGCCAGAGAGAGUUUGUUUUCAGUUUGGCAUCACAAUAAUUCUUCCUUGUUGGGUUUGUUACAUUGGGUGAAAUAGGGCGAGUUUUCUUGUCUGUUCGUUCUUUGGAAAUAAUUUAUAUAGCCUCGGUAUUGAGAGCAAACUUCUUAACUGGUUGAGGCAUUUCCUCACGUGUAGAAAGCAACGAGUUGUUGUAAGAGGGACUUUUUCUGAUUGGGCACCUGUGAUAUCUGGUACCCCACAGGGAACUAUUCUUGGUCCAAUUUUAUUCCUAUCAUAUAUAAAUGAUAUCGCUGAUAGUGUCUCUUCAAAAAUUAAAUUAUUUGUGGAUGACACAAAGAUUUACAGAGAGCUUCGCAACCCUAGUCUCGAUGAACAAUACCUUCAAACUGAUUUGAAUAAUCUUGGUAAGUGGGCGAAAAAAUGGCAACUUCGUUUCAAUGAGGAAAAGUGUGAAGCAAUGCGAAUAAUGCAUUCUCGUGACAAAUCAACUGCGAAUUAUAAACUAGGUACGGCCUUUAAAGAUGUCAAGAGCUUUAAAGAUCUUGGAAUUAUUAUAUCAAAAGAUCUUACUUGGAGUGAACAUAUUAGUACUAUGGUGAAAAAGGCGAACCAAGUCCUAGGGCUAAUAAGACGGUCUGUUGGAACAGCUAAUACAACAACUUUUUCAUUGCUUUACAAAACAUUGGUCAGACCACUUUUAGAGUAUGCUGCUCCAGUCUGGAACCCAUAUCUUGUCAAAGAUAUUCAUGCAAUAGAGAGCGUGCAAAGACGCGCGUCAAGAUUAGCUCUUAGGCAAAAAAGAGGUGAUAUGUCUUAUGAGGAACGUUGUGACACGUUACAUUGGCCAUCUUUGUCCAGUCGUAGGACAUAAUAAUUAUUAUUCCUCUCUUGUUGAAUGUUAUAAGAUCGUGUUUGGCUUAUCACACUUGGAUUUUGAGGAAUUCUUUCAAUUCGCAAAAGUCAAAUCCACUAGGGUAAAUCACUCGUAUAAGCUUUAUUGUAAGUUAUCUAGAAUCAACUGUUUUAAAUAUUCUUUUUUUACAAUUACAAUGUAAUUAGUUAUUGGAACAAUUUACCUAGUAAUGUUGUUGAAACCGGUACCCUUGAACUUUUUAAAUGUAAACUCAAAUCCUUUUUAAAGUUGUAAUUUUUAUUGUUUGUUUGUUGUUUUUAGGAGAGUUUUAUUCAUAGGGUUAACCUCUAGACUCUCCCUUUCAAAUUUAUGUAGUUAUAUAUGAGUUUGAAUAAACAUGUAUGUUAUGUUAUGUUAUGUCAUUUACUGCAAAUUCACCUCAUAUAAAACAACCACUGAUAAGUACUAUAUUUUUCUCUUGUUUCAGUGAGUCAUCAACUGCCUCAGCUUUGGUUGCUUAA